ACACCCACAAAUAGGCCUACAACUCAUGUGAUCUGCCACAUGUGUAUGCUCUGGCUCUGAUAUGAGACAAAAUUGAUGUAACAAUGGCAGUGGAGUUGGUUGUUGGAACGUACGAUUGCACAAUGAAAGGCUUCUCUAUAGAUCCUCUUGACCCACAGACGGGAUUGUGCAAGAAAUACCAAGAGAAGGUGCAUAGCGGUUGUGUGAAGGCAGUAGCAUCUGGUGGUCAUUAUCUAGCCACUGGAGGGACAGACGAAGUUAUCAAGCUGUACGACAUGAGAAGACACACUGAGAUUGGUACUCUUUUGCAACAUAAUGGCUCCAUAACGUGGCUGUGCUUCUUUAAGGAUAAACUGCUCUUGAGUGCCAGUGAAGAUGGAUGUGUGUGUGUGUGGAGGUGUGGAGGGGGUUGGGAUCUUCUGCAUAUUCUAACUGGGCACAAGUAUGGAGUCUCAUGUGUAGCUGUACAUCCUUCUGGUAAACUAACUUUAUCUGUAGGAAAAGAUAGGAUAUUAAGAAUGUGGGAUCUUAAAUCUGGAAACGGAAUAUUCUCCCAAAGGCUCAAGAAAGCUGCAGAGUUGGUUUCCUGGAAUAGCAGUGGUGAUCAGUAUGUGUUAAGCUAUGGAGAAUUUUUGUUGGUACACGAAGUAAAGAGUGGAAAUACACUAGCUUCAAUUGAAGUAGGAAAGCAAAUAAACUCUGUGGUUUAUGUCAGGCAAGACGUGUUGGCAGUCGGUAGUGAGCAUCCAAGUGUUCUCUUGUACUCCACACUGUCUGGAGACUGCUUGGCCAGACUAGAAGGCCAUACCAAGAGAGUGAAGGCUUUAUGUGUCUGUCCUGUUAGUGGGAUCUUGUUUUCUGCCUCAUCUGAUGAAACCAUUAGAGUAUGGCGUUUGGCUAAUCCUCUGCCUGAUGCAGUAUGUGUUAACACCUCUGAACUAGGGUCGAGAGUCACAUGCAUGGCUAUUACACAUGAGACAGCUAACCCCGAGAAAACAUUUUUAACAUCCACUAAUAAAGAAACCAUUGUGCAAACUACUAAACAGCAAUUUGUCUCCACAGUUGAGCCUUCUGUAUCCACUGUCGAGAUGCCAAUGGAUCACGUUUCAACACCUGUAAAGCCAAGAAAGACAACAACAAAAAUAUGUUGAGGAACUUAAUUAAGUCAAACAAUACAUUCUUUAGAUUUUGUUUAGCAUAAAAUAAUGUGUACUAAACAAGCAGUUAUCUUAUCAUACGGA
Halichondria panicea is the source of this 1241-nucleotide messenger RNA. Its product is annotated as p21-activated protein kinase-interacting protein 1-like. Bases 84 to 1151 code for a protein of 355 amino acids. The transcript is spliced from 12 exons. The record is from RefSeq and is a predicted model, not a curated record. NCBI's taxonomy places the organism in Eukaryota, Metazoa, Porifera, Demospongiae, Suberitida, Halichondriidae. Gene Ontology annotation, molecular function: protein binding.